This is a messenger RNA of Nematostella vectensis (starlet sea anemone), 2203 nucleotides long. Its product is annotated as probable acyl-CoA dehydrogenase 6. Gene Ontology annotation, biological process: fatty acid beta-oxidation using acyl-CoA dehydrogenase. The record is from RefSeq and is a predicted model, not a curated record. The coding region runs from base 32 to 1327 and encodes 431 amino acids. Gene Ontology annotation, molecular function: acyl-CoA dehydrogenase activity; flavin adenine dinucleotide binding. Lineage: Eukaryota; Metazoa; Cnidaria; Anthozoa; Actiniaria; Edwardsiidae. The transcript has 6 exons.
CCCCUUUGGUUUACCUGUGGUUUCAAACAAGAUGGCGGCGUCACGACUACUGCUGUGUUGUAGAAGAAAAGCCUUCAGUUCGUCCGUUCGUUUCUUUAGCAGCGAGUCUACCGCUAAAUCUGCAGCUAGUCUCCGACCUGAUCCCUAUCACUACUCUCACGAGUCCAUAUUUACAGAUGAUCAUGUACAACUCCGGGAAAAUUUAAACAAAUUUAUUGAAAAGGAAAUCAACCCAUUUGUUGACGAAUGGGAGAAAGCAAAAAUGUUUCCAGCUCAUGAACUGUUUAAAAAAUUCGGGAAAGCUGGGUAUUUUGGAGUGAAUAAGCCAGUGAAAUAUGGAGGCAUGGGGCUAGAUUAUUCCUUUAGUGUGGCGAUGGCAGAGGAACUUGGAAGUAUCAAAUGUGGUGGGGUUCCUAUGGCAAUUGGUGUCCAGGCCGACAUGGCCACGCCUGCACUGGUCAGGUUUGGUAGCGAGGAAUUGAAGCAGCAGUUUUUGGUGCCAACCAUUGCAGGUGACUUUGUUACCUGUCUUGGUGUCAGUGAGACUGGUGCUGGCUCAGAUGUCGCCAGCAUAAAAACUACUGCAGUUAAAGAUGGAGAUGACUAUGUCAUCAAUGGUGGGAAGAUGUGGACAACAAAUGGAAUACAGGCAGAUUGGAUGUGCCUUUUAGCCAAUACAGACAAGGGCCACCCUCAUUUUAACAAGACUCUUAUAUGUUUGCCACUGAAUUUGCCAGGGAUACAGCGUACACGUAAUAUUGAUAAGCUUGGCAUGCACUGUUCAGACACGGCAGAGUUCUACUUUGAGAAUGUGCGUGUGCCACAGUCAUACAGAAUAGGCGAGGAGGGCAUGGGAUUUGUCUAUCAAAUGCUGCAGUUUGUUGAGGAGAGAGUAUUUGCAGGUGCUUCUGUGCUCGUAUCCCUGGAGAGACUCAUUAAAGAAACAGCUGAGUACUGCAAGGGCCGUACUGCUUUUGGCAAGUCCAUUUUGGAUAAUCAAUAUGUGCACUACCGACUGGCAGAGCUGCAGACAGAGGUGGAGCUGCUGAGGUCCCUAGUUUAUAGAACAACAGAUCUUCACAUCAAGAAAAAGGACUCGAACCUCUUGGCGUCCAUGCUAAAGCUGAAAGCAGGGCGGCUUGUGCGAGAAGUCACUGACUCGUGCCUCCAGUUCUGGGGUGGUAUGGGUUUUACGAGUGAUGUAGAAGUCAGUCGUGCCUACCGCGACAAUAGACUGCUCUCUAUUGGGGGCGGGGCAGAUGAGGUCAUGCUGUCAAUCAUCUGCAAAGAAAUGAACCUGCUACCCCAGGAGAAAAAGAAGAAAUGAUUACAUUCAGAUGAAUGAACGUGAGAUUACAACCUACGAACUCGGAAGCACUGAAAACCUUAUAAGAAAAAAAAGGCACUGUACAUAUAUGUGUCAAAGGCAAUCGAAUUGCUGCCCAAACUAAAAGAUCUUCCCCAACGACCGCUUUUCCCCUACAUCUUGCAGUCCCGGGUAAUAGCGCGCGCGCAUCGCAACAUGAGGUCACUUUGUUAGGCUCAUUUAAUUUAGUCGUAUGCGACCCGCCUACGACAUGUCUUAGCCCUGAAUUACACACUGCGACUUUCGUAGCCGAACGUUGUUGCGAAGUCGUAGGCUGAUUUACACUCUACGACCCGAGUUGUAGAGGUGUUGCGGGCACGUCGCAUACGACUAAAUCGUGCCGUCUAAAUCCGCCUUUACACGUCUCACAUUGAUGUGUAUCUGAAUUAUGUAGUUCAGGUAAGGUAGGGGCUUUUACGAACUUCAAGUAUUAAACCACAUACAGGAAGCUAUCACAUGGAAGAUUCGAUUAAGAAAACAAAUUAUUUUUAUUCAACUCACCCCUCCGAGAAUACAUAGUCGCUUUUAAGGUCCAAAUACAUACUUCAAUCAAUAGAAGCUGCGUUUUUUCUACUUAGACGCGAAGGAUUUUUCAAAUUGCACUCAUCUUGGCUUGAGCCGUCAAUAACUUUUUUGGAGUUCUUUUAUACCCCUGUACCCCUUGUACAUACAAAUUAUACCCUCAGUUUUGAUUCCCUCCUAGCAGAGACCACAAUUGUUCACAUGUGAGCGAAUAGACUAGCGAAACCCUCAUUAAACUGUGAUGUAUUACACAAAUAAUAUAAUAGUAAUGUAGUUUGUGAACACUAAUUAAUAAAUGUCUUUCGUUUUUCUAAA